This is a messenger RNA of Capronia coronata CBS 617.96, 978 nucleotides long. Its product is annotated as enoyl-CoA hydratase. Bases 1 to 978 code for a protein of 325 amino acids. NCBI's taxonomy places the organism in Eukaryota, Fungi, Ascomycota, Eurotiomycetes, Chaetothyriales, Herpotrichiellaceae. The transcript is spliced from 2 exons. The record is from RefSeq and is a predicted model, not a curated record.
AUGCCUCGUGAACCAAGACCGGCACUGAAAGUGCCCGAAACCUAUUCCUCGCUUCUACUUCAACAUAUCAAAGUCUCCAACGUGCCCGCUUCAUCCCCUACUGUGACCCCUGUGAUCUUGAUUACUCUGAACAGGCCCGAGAAACACAAUGCCUUCACAGAAACUAUGCGACUGGACUUGGAACGGGUGUACGAGCUCGUGGACAUUGAUCCUCGGGUCAAAGUCGUGGUCUUGACGGGUGCCGGAAAAAGCUUCUGCGCCGGGGCCGAUCUGGAGAUCGGUUUCCUAGGAGCAAAGGAUGAGAAUGGGAUCAUCAAAAACCCCAAGACAGGGCGCGACGUGGAUCAUCGAGAUGGUGGCGGGAGAGUAUCACUAGCAAUCCAUCACUGUUCCAAACCGACCAUUGCCGCCAUUCAAGGUGCAGCCGUGGGAGUAGGUAUCACGAUGUGCUUACCGGCGUGCAUACGGGUCGCAUAUGAAAAGGCAAAAGUCGGCUUCGUUUUCAGCAGACGAGGGAUCAUCAUGGAGGCCUGCUCUUCCUAUUUUCUCCCCCGACUUAUUGGACACUCACGAGCAUUGCAUCUGACCACCACCGGUUCGGUGUAUCCCGCAAAUCAUCCGCUGUUUGGCACCUUGUUCUCGGCAACGUGCCCAAGUCCAGAAGCUACGUUGACUCGAGCUCUUGAGCUGGCGGAUGAGAUUGCCAAAAAUACUUCGACAGUCUCGACAAAGAUGAUGAGAGAGCUGAUGUAUAGGGGCCCGGACAGUGCCGAGGGAGCGCAUCUUCUCGACUCAAAAAUCAUCCAUGGCUUGUUCGGCAGCAAGGAUAAUGUUGAAGGAGUGGAGAGUUUCCUUCAAAAGAGACAGGUGAACUUUACGGGCCAAGUGCCGCGAGAUGCUCCAGACUGGUAUCCAUGGUGGCAGCAGGUCGACAUAGGCGAUAAAGGAGCAGAGAAUAAAGGGAAGUCGAAGUUGUGA